AUGUUGUUUACUAACGCGUUUAUAGUGUUUUUGAUAUCCGGUUGUUUUGUGUACUAUUAUUUCACGAGGACUUUUAAAUACUGGCAAUCGAGAAAUAUCCCAGGUCCGAAACCAUUACCAUUUUUCGGUAAUAUCAAAGAUUUUGUUUUUAGAAAAUCGAAUGCCGCUAAAUUAAACAAACAAUUUUACGAUGAGUAUCCAAACACGAAAGUUGUUGGUAUUUAUAGAUUGACGUCACCCACUUUAAUAAUAAGAGACUUGGAUGUGAUAAAAAAAGUUUUGAUAAAAGAUUUCAACUAUUUCGAUGACCGAGGCAUGGAACUUGGUAAAGAAGGUUUGGGAGCUAAUCUUUUCAAUGCUAAUUCGGAUAUAUGGCGGCCAUUAAGAAAUAUAUUUUCACCUUUGUUUACAACUGGUAAAUUAAAAAAUAUGAUCCAGUUAAUCACUGAGAGAAGUGAUAAAUUUAUGGACUACGUGAAGAAAAUAACUGAAGCAAAUCCAGAUCAAGAAGUAUACUCACUCAUUCAGAAAUUCACAAUGUCAUCUAUAGUGGCUUGUGCUUUUGGACUUAAUAUCAGUGUAGAUAACAACUCAUUUUUAGGAAAAUUGAUCAAAAUAGAUCGUUUGUCUUUUGCGAGAAAUAUUGCGCAAGAUUUAGACUUAAUAUACCCUGGUGUGCUUAAAAAAUUAAAUGCUUCAUUUUUCACCAAACAACUAUCUAUUUUUUUUCUUGGGUUGGUUAGCGAUAUAAUGACAGCUAGGAAUGGUGUACCUUCUGAUAGGAAAGACUUCAUAGAUUUAAUUUUGGAACUAAAAAAUCAAGGCAACAUAGUAGACACAAAUAAAACAGAAGAUGGAGUAAAUGCAAUUGAGGGUGUUAGUUUAACUAAUGAUGUGAUAGCUGCUCAAGCAUUUAUUUUUUAUGCAGCCGGGUAUGAAACCAAUGCAUCUACUCUGGCUUACAUGAUGUAUGAACUAGCCAGGAAUCCGCAAAUACAAGAAAAAUUAAUUGCUGAAGUUGAUGAAGUUCUAGACCGACACAAUGGGAAGAUAACGUAUGAGAUGAUAACAAGUGAAUUGCCUUACAUGGAUAAAGUAUUAAACGAAACUCUCCGAAAAUACCCAGUAGCAGAUUUACAACGGCGUGCCAAUACAAAUUAUAAUAUACCUGGCACAGACAUAACUAUUGAGAAGGGGACGAUUAUAUUUGUGCCAACACUCGGGAUAAAUUACGACGAAAAGUAUUUCCCAAAUCCCACAAAAUUUGAUCCAGAGAGGUUUUCCCCCGAAAAUGAGAGUAAAAGGCAUUCUUGUGCAUUUACUCCUUUUGGUGCCGGCCCUCGGUACUGUAUUGGUAUGCUUUUUGCUAAAAUCCAGAGCCGUGUAUGUCUGAUGAAACUACUGUCCAAUUUUCGCGUCGAGACAUCUAUGAGUACACCAACAACCAUCGAAAUCGACCCACAACGUAUUGUUUCUGCACCGAAGGGAGGAAUACAUUUGAAUCUCAUCACCAGAAAGUCACGAAAUGGUUCUCUUACCAAAGACAAAUAA
This is a messenger RNA of Pararge aegeria (speckled wood butterfly), 1551 nucleotides long. RefSeq names its product cytochrome P450 6B1-like (gene Cyp6b29). Gene Ontology annotation, molecular function: iron ion binding; heme binding; monooxygenase activity. The record is from RefSeq and is a predicted model, not a curated record. Bases 1 to 1551 code for a protein of 516 amino acids. Lineage: Eukaryota; Metazoa; Arthropoda; Insecta; Lepidoptera; Nymphalidae. The transcript is spliced from 2 exons.